Messenger RNA from Gekko japonicus, 2523 nucleotides. It is a transcript of the gene CFAP44, whose product is annotated as cilia and flagella associated protein 44. The record is from RefSeq and is a predicted model, not a curated record. The annotation marks the transcript as partial. The transcript is spliced from 20 exons. Gene Ontology annotation, molecular function: protein binding. NCBI's taxonomy places the organism in Eukaryota, Metazoa, Chordata, Lepidosauria, Squamata, Gekkonidae.
AUGGAGCCGAAGGGGGACAACGAGGCGAAAGGAGGCCUGGACACAUUCCACCAGGCAUUCAAUGACUUUCACCCCACCAUCAACCUCACAAAGAACCCCACCAUCAAGCUGACAAUCUAUUUCAAAGCUAUAGUUGUUUUUGCUGCUGAGAUCAACAAGUUAUUAGCGGACAGUCCCACCAACAAUGAAAAUAAGAUCCCAAGUGUCCGCAUUUCUUCCAACACAAGGCAGCAGUUGCAAAAUUCUCUGUGGAGUAUAUGUGUUGUGGGUUUCUUGUUGGUGGAUCCAGCCAUACUUGUGAUUCUGUUUGCAGACCAGGAUGAACAGCCAGGACAAGGGGCUUCACGUAAAGAGAGUCAAAAUGAAGGAACAAAGAAAGUGGCUGAAGAAAACACAUCAUUUGCUGAGAAAGAAGAAAAACCAGCUGAAGAUGAUGAAGAAUAUUUAAGUUCUGGAAGUGAUGAAGAAGAGGAGGAAGAGGAGCAAAUAGAAACUGUAAAGCCUCCAGAACCAGUGAAAAAACCAGUAAAGGUAGAGAAGAAAAUCUCCGAAACCUUCUUCUAUAAAUAUGAAGAUUUAUGCUCCCUCCCGUAUGUGACUCCGGAUUCUGAGAUACCGUUUGGCCUGCUUGUUCUCAUGCACUCUUUUGGUUAUGACUGCACUAAACGGGCAAACCUCCAGGUGAUGGAUAGUUCAACACUCCUUUACAUAGCUGGCAACCAGAUAGUACUUCUGGACUUGAAAUUAAGGUAUCAAAGAUACCUUCGAAGCUCAAGUGGUGGAGGGAUUGGAAUCAUCACGGUAAGACGAUUCAUUUUAACUUGGAAGAUCUUUUGCUUGAGUUCACCUUUAGUAGUAAAAUAAGCAGGGGUGUUUGAGUAAGUUUUAAUCUCUCAUUGAGAAAUAUUUUGGCUUGUAAUUCUCAGUGGAACAGAGGAAGCCUAUGCAUUUGCUGACUUUAAUCGUUCUGGCACUAUGAUAGCCACUGUUGGGAGCAGCCCUGAUUAUAUGCUGACAGUUUGGGACUGGAAACAGGAGAAGAUUAUAUUGAGAUCGAAGGCAUUUUCGCAAGAUAUUUUUAAAGUCACGUUCUCUCUUGAAAAUGAAGAACAACUAACCACAUCUGGUUCAGGACACAUAAAGUUUUGGAAGAUGGCUCUUACUUUCACUGGUCUGAAACUACAAGGAGCUUUGGGCAGAUUUGGGAAAACAGCACUGACAGACAUCGAAGGAUAUGUGGAGUUGCCAGAUGGGAAGGUGCUUUCAGGGUCAGAAUGGGGCAACAUGCUGCUCUGGGAAGGGGGCCUCAUUAAAGUGGAACUUUGUCGACCUGGCCAUAAAACUUGCCACCAUGGGCCAAUUAAUCAGUUAGUUCUGGAUGAAGGAGAGUUGGUCACCAUUGGAUCAGACGGCUAUAUCAGGGUGUGGGAUUUUGAAACAAUAGACACUGCUGAUAUUGUGGAUGAUUCUGGACUGCUAGAGAUGGAACCCAUGAAUGAGCUUUUAGUUGGGAAACAUGUCAAUUUGAACUGUAUGGUGAAAAUUCAUGAACGUGGAGAACCUUUUUGGUAUGCUCAGGAUUCUAAUGGAGCCAUCUGGAAGCUUGAUCUGAGUUUUGCAAAUGUUACUCACGAUCCAGAAUGUCUCUUUACUUUCCAUUCUGGAAAGAUAGAAGCCAUUGCUGUUUCACCAGUCACAUAUCUAAUGGCCACCACUGCUCUUGACCGUUCAGUGCGUAUCUAUGAUUUUGCUGCUAAAAUGCAGUUGACUGAGAUGAAAUUUAAACAGGGAGGAACAGUGCUAACCUGGGCACCGAAAGUGGUGAAUCCAAAAGGAGGUCUAAUUGCUGUAGGUUUUCAAGAUGGUGUUGUUCGCAUUAUUGAACUUUAUAAUCCAAAGGGACUUCCUGUUGUUGCUGGACGGAACAACCUAGGCGAGGCAGCCUUGCGUCUGAAACACGCUUUCAAGCCUCACACCACGACUGUUACAGCAUUGGCCUAUGAACGUAAUGGAGAACUGUUUGCCACAGGGAGUAAAGAUAAAACUGUAUUCUUCUUUGCUGUAGAUGACAAAUAUGAUCCAAUAGGAUUCAUUACUGUUCCUGGACCCGUGCAGGGACUGCAGUGGUCUCCACUGUCACAUCCAGAAAGCACGCUGCUUGUGUUGUGUGAGAAUGGUUUCGCUGUCCAAGUUCUUGCUCCAAACCCUGGAGACCAUGAUGUGGAAAAAACAUAUAAAAUCAAAGAUAUCCCGACAGAGUAUUUUUGUUUCUACAGCAUAAUGUCUCGGCUUAAGAGAUUUAUUGAAAUUAAAUGCAGAGAGAAGAAAAAAGCAGACAAGGAGAAAGCAAGGAAGGAGUUUAUACAGAAGGAACUAGAGUUGGGAAAAGAGAUGGAAGAAAUUGUGUUUCCAGAGGAAGAGCCUGAAACAGAUGAACCCCUGCCAGAUAUCUAUAUUCCAGAAACUCCUAGCCCCAUCCUGUGUGGGUUUUACUCUAAGCCGGGAAAAUUUUGGCUGUCCUUG